This is a messenger RNA of Rhipicephalus microplus (southern cattle tick), 2262 nucleotides long. Its product is annotated as B-cell lymphoma 3 protein-like. NCBI's taxonomy places the organism in Eukaryota, Metazoa, Arthropoda, Arachnida, Ixodida, Ixodidae. Gene Ontology annotation, cellular component: cytosol. The record is from RefSeq and is a predicted model, not a curated record. Gene Ontology annotation, molecular function: NF-kappaB binding. Gene Ontology annotation, biological process: cellular response to tumor necrosis factor.
UAAGUGAUCCCCCCAACUCUCCCCCCCCGCGUGCUCCGUACUCUCCGGCGAACUGGCCCGCUGCGAACGAGCGCUCGUUUUGAGUGAGCGCGCGCCGCACGCAGCUGUCAGAAAGCGCGCAUCGCGCCUGUGAGUGCGACCAUGCCGGCCGCCUCUUCCUAGAGUUUCCCGCGUGUUUUUACACAGCACGGGACGGGUUGUCGAACGCAACUUCACGGAAUCGCCUCGCGUGACCCCCAAGAAGUGAUGCCGACUGCGGCCGACGGCAGUCAACUAGACGUGAACCACGGCGCGCCGCUACGAGCGCCGUCACCUCUAAUCCUAAGCUGCGGCGGAUCCGGGCCGCGAAAGACGCCUCUCGAUUCGGAGCCGUCGCCGGAGGCGACCUGCGAGAAGCGCAAGAAACGCUCGCACAGCGAAGACAGUGGUUGUCCCGACUCGGCGACCGCCACCGACAGCGGCCUGGUGUGUGACGACUCGGGUGUGUCGACGACCAGGGAGUCGUCCGCCGCCGCCUCCGAGGACUCGGCGACGUCGGGCUACUCGUCCGCCGGCCGCGGCACGGAACACCCCGAGACGCCAACGUCUCCCACUGCCGGAAUGGUGGUGAGGACCGUACGAAGCCCGGCAAGCGGCCCUCUGACCACGGCCGCCGUGCCGGGCAUCAAGUCUCCGACGUCCAUGCAGCAGGCGCUGCAGCUGAAGAGGGCGCGACGCAGUGCGCGCUUGGAACACCGGCGCUCACUCGAAGUGAAGUAUGCGCUUCUCUCCGACGCCGACGGAGACCGGCCUCUGCACAUCGCCGUUCUCCACGACGACAUCGCCCUCGUUCAGCGGCUGUGCCGGCUCACCCGGACAGCGGGCGCCAGCGUCGACGUCUUGAACAGCCUCAGGCAGACGCCUUUGCACCUGGCGCUGAUUGUGGGCAACGAGCCUGCCGUCGAAGUUCUGCUGAGCGAGGGCGCCUCGGUGCUGCGCAGGGAUCGCAACGGCAACACGGCGCUCCACCUGGCGCUCAAGUAUCCCAGCCUGGGCUGCAUGCGGCUCGUGCUGGCUCACCGGCUAGCAGCCAAGAUCGUUGAUGCGCCGGACUUCGACGGUUACUCUCCGCUGCAUUUGGCGGUACUCCUCAACAAGCCAGAAGCGGUCAGCCUACUAAUCAAGGCCAACUGUGAUAUAAAUGUUCCUGACGGCAGGAGUGGGAGGACGCCGCUGUACCACGCCAUCGCCCUGCAGCGCGAGCACCUAGUCAAGCAGCUCGUAUCGCACGGCGCUAGCACUGAGGCACAAGACUACGCGGGGCAUUCGUGUCUCGCGCUCGCCAAGGAGGCAAAAAGCCCGUGCCUGCCACUGCUCCAGGGUAAAGGGUGCUCGCUGAGCAGCUGACCGCCGCCACAAGACAUGGCGCAGAAGGAACGCGUUAGGAACAUCACUCGCAGCGGCAGCAGCGCCGGCCCGUAAUCCAGCAACAGGCAGACUUUUCGACGCGGGGCUGCCGGCCAACUGCGCAAGUGCCAACGUGAGGCGCUGCCGACAAGAGCCACACCACUGCGACUCUGCGAAGCAACAUCACCAGAGACCACGCGCGUUCAAGCGCGAGCGAUGCGCAACUGCCAGCCGUGUAUCUGUGAUUGGCCACUCCUGUGCUCUUUAGCGCCACCUUGCAAAAGCCUUCAACCUCCAGUUUGCUUGCUGCCGUUUACAAACUCUCAACGUCCCUCACAUUCACGUCAUCCUCUAAACACGCCAUCACCUCAAGCUUGGCGUGUUCGUGAACUCUAGAGGGGCUUGACUAAACCAAAGCGAAAACAAUUUCAAUGCUUUCUAUUUACAAGAAAGCGGGCAACGGUAGCAGGUGGACGCUACUUGGUCAUGCGGUGUGUAACACUAGUGCCAUAGGUUGUACAAACGCAACGGGGGCUCGAUGUUGCACGGUAUAUGUCCUUGGGAAGGUCCAGUGAACAAAUAAUGAAGGCUUUUCAAGGAGGCUACUUAAAGAGUACCGUGAGAGCUACACACAGUUUCAGUGCUCAGACCAACUCCCUCAGCAAAGAGACACUCCUCACAAAGUAGCUGACACGUGCAGCUACCUCUCGUGAAUGGAGACAAUGGAGGGACACUGAAGACAUAGCAACCCCCUUUUGAGACUGAAAUUCCACGAACUGUUGUGGUACCGUGAGUGCAAAGUGUUCGUGAUCCUGUUGAAUGCAACUGUGCUGGCACUGGCAUAUUUAUUAAAAGUAAAAGAACCUUUGUCAAGUA